AUGGACAUUUCUCUCGAGGACCUUGCCCCUGAUGUUCCCGUUGUCAGUAUCAAGGUCUCAGAAAGCUUCAACUAUGGACCGACUGUUCUUCAGCCGACUCUUCAAGAGUAUGACGAAACUUCCAAGAAUGGUAGUUACUCAGACGUCACUGAUGAGAAUGGCACUGGGCUCAAGAUACCUCCCCCUCCUCCCCUAGAUGUCUUGGAAAAGUUUACAGGCACCUUUAAGGGCUUUGGCUUCAACACCAUCUUUAGGCCUUUGAGCCGAAAUCCAAAGACUAUAACCCAAUUCCCCAAAACUCCAACCGACCCAAGCACCAGCAAUCUACUGCAACUCAACCUGACUGGUGAAACUCAAGUGUUCGGCGAGCUACUUAAGGAUGUGCCCAAUCGUGGUUUGUUUGAUCAGGCCGACAUUGACCUCAUUGGUCUGCCAUACACGCAGUCUAUUGUCGAUGCAAUGCCGAAUCCAGAUGGGACAGUCCCUAAAAAGCCACCUAACCUCCACUUCGAGCCUGGACUCUGGAUGCGCGUGCCUCAGGUAGAGGACAUGCCGGAACUUGCAGCCUCUUUCUGCCGCAUGGGUUCCAUUCCACAUGGCACAACUAUUAAUGCUCAAGGGUUUCGGCAUGCUAUUACUUCCAAAGGCGCCCCCGAUAUUGAUCCCACCGACAUCACUCCACUCCUGAUCGAGCAAGUUGAAAUUCCUCCCAUCAACGAGCCUCACAAAACUGCGACUGAACUGGAAAAGAAACGAUUCGACAACCAAGACGCCGACAAAGACGCUACUCGUCGCCUUCCCCAAGAUCUAAGCCCAUUCAUUGCCAAUGGAACUAUCACACAGAAGAUCAUCGAUGAUCCAAACACUAUCCUGAGACAGGCCAAUGAAGGCAAGGAUAUUAUCGAGAACUCCAUGUUUAUCGUUUCGACUAAUGCUCCUCCCGGUGCCUUUGGCGGUGGAACAUCAAAUAUCGGUUUCAACAUCGGCUCUGAUGAGGGCAAAAAGACAGGCGCUUCGCGCGAGAAGAAAAGUGGCAAUGCUAACGCUGUCGACGUGACGGCUCAGUACUGGGUCUCCAAGAUCCGUGCUGAAGUCGAGCUUGAUCCUUCUAUGCGCGUCGGGCAAAAGGUUUCUCCUGCUUCUCAAGGCCCUAGAGAUGCCGUGCCAGAGUUCUACAUCGACAAAGAGGUUGAGAUUCCGUCAUGCAAGAAGACUGUCACUGUCGCGUAUACCCAGAUUCAGUACUCUCAAAUGGUCAUGCUUGAUUUCAAUGGAAUCAAAUGGCCUCAUGUUACUGUUGCAACCCUUGCUCCGAUUAUAGACCGUAACAAGCCAACACUUUCAUCUGCCAUGGAGUAUGUUAAAAAUUCGUCUAUAUGA
Messenger RNA from Fusarium odoratissimum NRRL 54006, 1380 nucleotides. RefSeq lists its product as uncharacterized. Lineage: Eukaryota; Fungi; Ascomycota; Sordariomycetes; Hypocreales; Nectriaceae. The transcript has a single exon. Bases 1 to 1380 code for a protein of 459 amino acids. The record is from RefSeq and is a predicted model, not a curated record.